Molecule: messenger RNA, 3129 nt
Organism: Fonsecaea monophora
Lineage: Eukaryota; Fungi; Ascomycota; Eurotiomycetes; Chaetothyriales; Herpotrichiellaceae
Exons: 7
Coding region: 1-3129 (1042 amino acids)
Source: RefSeq, a predicted model, not a curated record
AUGCCAUUCUUCUCAAAGGUCUUUAAAAGCAAGGAUGGCCAGGGCAAAAGGACCGCGGCGCCAGUCGCAAACGGAGACUCACACAAGAAGCCUCAGUGGUCGGAUGCAUGGGCGCGCACGAGGGUCGACCCUGACGAGGUGUCUGAACUCCUGCAUUUAUGCACGGCCGAGUUGAAGUCGAGGGCUCUCGAUGUUCCCUUCUUACUGCUCCCGUUUCGUCCAUCAUCCGAUCCAUCUGCCGCGAGAACCUUUGUUCGCAAUUUCUUUCUGCCACCUCAUGAUCGAGAUCCCUUGCGGGGCUCCUUUUUGGAAACGGAACUUCGUAUGACGGAAGUCAUGGUUCUAAUAAGUGUGAUGAAAUGGUGCUGGGCACGUUUGCCCGGCGGUGUUGUGACAUGGGAGGUUUAUGAAGCAUUCAGAGUCGGAGAAAAAGACUCCGGCUUUGCGCGCGACGCAUUCAGUACAUUCAUUCCAAUCGGCGUUGAGUCGCCUGCUCGGCUUCAAAUCAUUCAAGACUUUUUUGACCUCCUUGCUUCGUUGGCAGCACAUGGCAAGGCUAACGGACUGGGUGGCCACAAAGUUUCAAGAUAUGCCGGCUGGUGGGCAUUUGAACACUAUGAUGCUGGAAAAGGGUUCGAGUCUGGAUAUCAAUCAUGGUCAACUGCUGCUGAUGCAACAUCUCAUCUCUUCUUCGCCUAUCUACGAUCCAUGUCCCCUGGUGCAGGAAAAGCGAGUGGGAUCCUGAGCCUUCCAAGAUCACUACAGCAACUUCUUGACUCGACCACCUACCCUCCAAAGCAUGCUCUGUUGUCGAACGAUACCACAAAGGUCGUGAUGAUCGUUGAUGUUGUCUCGCCAACUCCAUACGCUUUAUUGCGGCGGGCCAAGAACUUUGAAUAUCGAGACGAUGACCGAGGUCUACAGCAAUUUGCCAGUUAUGACGACCCUGUUCAGGCUCUUACUGACGAAUGUCGUCGCGUCCUCAAAGCGAUCUCUUCGGCAAAUCAAUCCCAGGUCUCGAAUGCAAAGACAUCCACCAGCCUGACAGACCCGUCAUGGUCACGAUUUGAAGAUAUUGGCUUUGGCAGCUCCCUCGAGGAUGAAGAAGAAGAGGAUGACGGACUGCUUGGUCCUAGAGUCGUCUCGAAGCGACCCAUGCAUGCCUCAGUCCGGGAAGGAGCUCCCGCCCCUAUCCUGCUCCCGCCCGACAAGAUCCUCCCUCCUAUCAAUACGAUUGCGCCUAGAGGGCAGAGCUCGCAGUCGCACCGGAGGAACCUCGAUACACAGCUGAACCUCGAUCCGGGCGAGUUGGCUAGCAUCACCAAGGUCAAUGUGGAUGAUUCCUUCUGGUGGGUCUGGAUCAGUAGUCUUGCUUCAGAAGAGCCAACCUCGAGAAAAGCUGUGUUCGGUCGAUGCGCCCUGGUCGAAACCAUUUUCCCGGAUGACAAAUGGAUGGUGAUGGAAGAGCAGGUCAAAGGUGCUGCACCAGAACCUGCGGCCGGAGCGUACAUCGCUGAGAAGAAGAAGACGUUCCUGGGAUUUACGACAAAACGUGGCCGGCUAACUCGACGAGGGUCGGGUUCAAAAAAGAGCCCUCUUUCACCCGAAGCCCAAUUCUCCACCAACAACAGAGCCACGUUAGCGCCAGAUCAACAGGCUAAGAUCCAGAAAGCAGCGGCCGAGCUAUCUAGGAGAAAAGAGGCUGAACAGAAGGAGGAGCAAGCCGUUCUGGCAACUCGUCGUGGACGUAUGCAGGAGCCCAUUGUAGCGUCCAAGACCAACAGCAUCUUCACACUGGGUCCAUUGAUCAAGGACGAGGCUUCACCAGCCUUGCAAUGGGCAAGUCAGUAUGACAAGAAGGCCAUCCGGGCUAAGUACCUGGGUGACUCACUGGCCGGAAAAGGCUCCCGUGAACUGUUGAACUUGCCUCAAAACGGCUUAGGAAUUAGCAGGUCGACAUCGACGCUGUCUGUGGUCAGCAAGAAUAAGGACCUUCCACCAGCGCCGGCCGAGAAAGUGUCGCGCCCGGCUCUUGUCGAAAGGUCUCAGUCUGCUGAGCCUCCAGCUGGGACACCGAUUGUCAUAGAGCCUGCUCCAAUUCCUGCCGAAUCAACGAUCCCAGUCCAGACCCCAACAUUGACAGAGGCGGCAGAAGUGCCUCUGCCACCAGCUACGCCAGAAAUCGUAGAGCCUCCCAAGCAUCAACCAGCUAAAUUGAGAAAAUCUCUGGAUCAGCAACGUCGUUCGCCUGAGCAGAAAAAACCGAGGGGAAAGACUCCGACUGGGCCGCCUCCUGUACAGAAAACUAGCGGCAUCCGACGUCUGUUUGGAACCAAGCGAUCCAAGUCACGGGAAUCAAGAGUCCCAGAACCACCUGAGUCACCAGUCAACGUGGAUGAAGAUCCCGCCGUUGCUGCAGCCAGACGUGCCCUGGAGGGCAAACCUGCGCUCCAGGCAGCAGCCCCAGAAUCCCCACCCUUAAGUCCUGGUCACUUCCAACGCCUUGCAACUGUUAAAGCUUCCCAGUCUCCAGCACCUGUAGUCCAUGAAGCUCCAGAGACGCCAAAGAUGACGGCGGCGUCGAUACAAAGAGAAGCGACCCCAGAACUGUCCAGGGAACCGGAGGUGUUCGAUCAAGUUGUUGCACCGCCGCGGACUCGCCGCGACGAAGAAUAUGAUCAGCUCUCUCGAGUAGACACGAACGAACGCGAGCAUGCUGAUCGUGAGUUCUCAACGUUUGAUCAAGGACCGCUCGUUGAUCAGCCAGCCUUCGUACCUGUGGAUACACCUCCCAGAGAAGAGUUUUUGACACCUAUCGAGGAACCUCCUCAUGCGCCGAUCAGCCUCCAUUCCGGCCGAUCGUUCCAGCAGACGGAGAGCUCGGUAGAGGAGGAAGACGGACCAGCCCUUACGCAACAGGUCAGUCCUGGUGACCGAUGGGCUCAGAUUCGGCGAAACGCAGCCGAGAGAGCAGCGAGACAAUCGGAGGAGCAGACCUCGCGGAGUCGUACGGAAACACGAACGGACGAUGGGGAAACCAGUGGGGAAGAGACAAUUGAAUCACGGGUUGCACGAAUCAAGGCCCGAGUGGCUGAAUUGACUGGAAAUAUGGACAGCAACCGCCGAUAA